Austrofundulus limnaeus is the source of this 5981-nucleotide messenger RNA. Its product is annotated as myosin-7B-like. Lineage: Eukaryota; Metazoa; Chordata; Actinopteri; Cyprinodontiformes; Rivulidae. Gene Ontology annotation, molecular function: ATP binding; actin filament binding; microfilament motor activity. The annotation marks the transcript as partial. The transcript has 45 exons. Gene Ontology annotation, cellular component: myosin filament; myosin II complex; cytoplasm. The record is from RefSeq and is a predicted model, not a curated record.
AACCCUCCUGCAGCUCCGGACCGGGCCACACAACAGAACCCUCCUGCAGCUCCGGACCGGGCCACACAACAGAACCCUCCUGCAGCUCCGGACCGGGCCACACGAUGUCUCGAUUUUUGGACAUUAGAGAACUUGGAGAAGCCGCUCGCUACCUCCGACUCACCAACUUGGAGCAGCUGGCGGCCAAGGCCGAGGCCUUUGAUGGAACCAAACGUAUUUGGAUGCCAGAUGAAGUUGAAGCGUACAUCGAGGUGGAGGUCAAGGAACUGAAUGGAGAGAAGACAACUGUAGAGACUAAAGAUGGACGGUUUCUCAUCGUAAAAGAGGACGACCUGCAGCUGAUGAACCCUCCAAAGUUCGACAUGAUCGAGGACAUGGCCAUGCUGACCCACCUUAACGAAGCCUCUGUCCUCUUCAACCUCAGGAGACGAUACGGCAUGUGGAUGAUCUACACGUACUCGGGCCUGUUCUGUGUGGCCGUCAAUCCCUACAAAUUGCUUCCUGUUUACACCACCGCUGUGAUAACGGGCUACAAAGGGAGACGCCGUACGGACAUGCCGCCCCACAUCUAUGCUAUCGCUGACAACGCCUACACUGACCUGCUGAAGAAUCGUGAGAACCAAUCAAUGCUCAUCACUGGGGAGUCAGGGGCAGGGAAAACGGUCAACACCAAGCGGGUGAUCCAGUACUUCGCCAUCAUUGCUGCUUUGGGGGAAAAUGUGAAAAAAGUUGGCUCUUUGGAGGAUCAGAUCAUUGAAGCAAAUCCUGCCAUGGAGGCGUUUGGAAACGCCAAAACCAUUCGAAAUGACAACUCCUCUCGCUUUGGAAAAUUCAUCAGAAUUCAUUUUGGGCCGACUGGGAAGCUGGCGUCGGCUGACGUCGACAGCUAUCUUCUGGAAAAGUCCAGAGUUGUGUUUCAGCAGCCAGGAGAGAGAAGUUACCACAUCUAUUACCAGAUUCUGUCCAAUCGCAAACCAGAACUACAAGACAUGCUGCUGGUGACCACCAACCCCUAUGACUACCACUUCUGCUCUCAGGGAGUGACCACUGUGGAGGGCAUCAACGACGGGGAUGAGCUAUGUCUCACCGACCGCGCCAUGGACACGUUGGGCUUCACCCCUGAGGAGAAGUACGGCUGCUAUAAACUGGUUGGAGCCAUCAUGCACUUUGGAAACAUGAAGUUCAAGAAGAAACAAAGAGAAGAGCAGGCUGAGGCUGACGGCACUGAGAGUGUGGACAAGGCWGCGUACCUGAUGGGCAUCAGUGCUUCUGAGCUGCUGAAGGGGCUGCUGAACCCGCGGGUCAAAGUUGGAAAUGAGUUUAUAGUUAAAGGGCAGACGGUUGAACAGGUGAACUACGCUGUUGCAGCUUUGGCCAAAGCCACGUAUGACCGGAUGUUCAAGUGGCUCGUGGGCCGGAUCAACUCGUCUUUGUACACCUCUCUGCCUCGACAGUACUUCAUCGGAGUUCUGGACAUAGCCGGCUUUGAAAUCUUUGAGCUGAACAGCUUCGAGCAGCUCUGCAUCAACUUCACCAACGAGAAGCUGCAGCAGUAUUUCAACCACCACAUGUUCGUCCUGGAGCAGGAGGAGUACAAGACUGAGGGCAUCGAGUGGACCUUCAUAGACUUUGGUCUGGACCUGCAGGCCUGCAUUGACCUCAUAGAGAAGCCYAUGGGGAUCCUGUCCAUCAUGGAGGAGGAGUGCAUGUUCCCCAAAGCCACGGACCAAAGCUUCAGAACCAAACUGUACGACAACCACCUGGGAAAGUCCCCCAACUUCCAGAGACCACGACUGGACAAGAAGCGCAAAUACGAGACACACUUUGAGCUGGUUCACUACGCCGGGGUGGUGCCGUACAACAUCAUGGGCUGGCUGGACAAGAACAGAGAUCCUCUGAAUGAGACAGUGGUGGCUCUUUUCCAGAAAUCCUCCAGCAAACUGAUGGCCGGGCUGUUUGAUUAUUARGUCUGCGCUGAGAUGGAGGGGGAACUCAAGAGGGAAACCAAACACAGGAAGAGGAAAGCUGCAUCUUUUCAGACUGUCUCACAGCUGCACAAGGAAAAUCUGAACAAACUGAUGGCGAACCUCCGCAGCACUCAGCCUCACUUUGUCCGUUGUAUCAUCCCCAACGAGACCAAGAGUCCAGGGGUGAUAGAUCCCUUCCUGGUCCUCCAUCAGCUCAGGUGUAAUGGAGUCCUCGAGGGAAUCAGGAUUUGCAGGAAGGGUUUUCCAAACCGUCUCCUGUACGCCGAGUUCAAACAGCGGUAUCGUAUCUUGAACCCGACUGCGAUCCCCGAGGACUCGUUCAUGGACAGCAGGAAGGCAGCAGAGAAGCUCCUGGGCUCUCUCUACAUAGACCACACUCAGUACAAGUUUGGACUCACGAAGGUCUUCUUUAAAGCAGGUUUGUUGGGACAGCUGGAGGACAUGAGGGACAACCGUCUGUCCCACAUCAUCACGGCAGUCCAGGCCAUGUGCAGAGGGAAACUGAUGAGGAUCGAACGACAGGAUCUGACUCUGAAACGAGARGCUCUGCUGGUCAUCCAGCUCAACYUCAGGGCGUUCUUCUCGGUUAGGACUUGGCCCUGGAUGAUGAUGUUCUACAAGCUCCGCCCACUGCUCAGGAGCGCCCAGGUGGAGAAGGAGCUGGCUGCUCUCAGAGAGGAUUUCGRCAAGUUAAAAGAAGCCUUUGAAAGGUCGGAGGCGAAGCGUCGGGAGGCCGAGGAGCGGCAGGUGGUGUUGGUUCAAGAGAAAAAUGAUUUGGCUCUGCAGCUUCAAGCAGAGCAAGACAACCUGAUGGACGCAGAGGAGCGCUGCAAUCAGCUGAUUCAGUCCAAAAUCUCCCUGGAGUCGAAGCUGAAGGAGGCGCAGGAGCGUCUGGAGGACGAAGAGGAGGUGACCGCCAACCUGACGUCCAAGAAGCGUCAGCUGGAGGACGAGGUGCUGUCCCUGAAGAGGGACGUGGACGACCUGGAGAUCACGCUGGCUAAAGUGGAGAAAGAGCGACACAGCGUGGAAAACAAGGUGAAGAACCUGUCCCAUGAGAUGUGUGUUCUGGAUGAAUCCAUUGCAUCUUUGAGCAGAGAGAAGGCUGCCCUGGUGGAGGCCCACCAACAGGCCCUCAAUGAUCUGCAGGCGCAGGAGGACAAGGUCAACAUGCUUGCUAAAGCCAAGGCUCGACUGGAGCAGCAGGUGGACAACGCCGAGGCCUCCUUGGAGCAGGAGAAAAGGGUACGAAGUGAUCUGGAUCGAACCAAGCGUAAACUGGAGGGGGACCUGAAGCUGUCCAUGGAUUCAGUGAAGGACCUGGAGAACCAGAAAGAAGAGCUGGAGGACAGACUGAAGAAGAAAGACUUUGAGGUGGAUCAGCUUCAAGCCAAAAUGGAGGAUGAGCAGAGCGUGGCCACUCAGCUUCAGAAGAGGAUGAAGGAGCUUCAGACUCGCAUCGAGGAGCUGGAGGAGGCGCUMGAGGCGGAGCGGGCCUGGCGCCUCAAAGCUGAACGCCAGAGGAACGACAUCGCCAAGGAGCUGGAGGAGCUGGGAGAGAGGRUGGAGGAGGCGGGAGGAGCCUCGGCCGCUCAGAUCGCCCUCAACAGGAAGCGAGAGGCUGACUUCCAGAAGUUGCGUCGGGAGAUGGAGGAGGCGGGGCUUCACCAUGAGGCCAUGGUGGCCACUCUGAGGAAGAAGCACUCGGACACUGUGACGGAGCUCAGUGAGCAGAUCGAAGCUCUGCAGAGAUCCAAACAGAAACUGGAGAAGGAGAAGACRGAGGUCAAGCUGGAGGCUGACGACCUGACCAUCAAUGUGGAGCAGCUGACCAGGACUAAGGGGGCGGUGGAGAAGAUGUGCAGGGUCUUUGAGGACCAACUGACUGAGAGCAACAACCGAGCAGAUGAACUUCAGAGACAACUGACCGAAGUUUCUGCUCAGAAAGCUCGAGCCGUGACAGAAGCUGACGAGUACCGCCGUCGUCUGGAGGAGCGGGACGUUACGAUCGGUCAGCUGCAGCGCUCCAAGCUCAGUUUCAGUCAGGACACUGAGAAUUUGAAGAAGCAACUUGAGGAAGGUAGCCAGGCUCGGGUGGCGRUGGCUCACGCCCUGCAGGGGUCUCGGCAUGACGGCAGUUUGCUGAGGGAGCAGCUGGAGGAGGAGCAGGAGGCCAAAGCUGAGCUGCAGAGGGCGCUGUCCAAAGCCAACAGCGAGGUGGUUCAGUGGAGAGCYAAGUACGAGACCGACGCUGUGCUGAGAAUAGAGGAGCUGGAAGACGCAAAGAAGAAGCUGGUGGUGAAACUGCAGACUGUAGAAGAAGCCUUGGGAGGAACUCAGGCUAAAUGUUCCUCGCUGGAGAAAACCAAGCAGCGUCUGCAAGCAGAGAUCGACGACCUGGUGGCUGAACUGGAGCGCUCCAACGCUGCCACUCUGGCUCUGGACAAGAAGCAACGAAACUUCGACAAGCUGCUGAGCGACUGGAAGCUGAAGUUUGAGGAGAGUCAAUCGGAGCUGGAGGCGUCGCAGAGAGAGUCUCGCAGUCUGAGCACCGAACUCUUCAAACUGAAGAACAGCUACGAAGAAGCUCUGGACCAACUGGAGACCGUCAAACGAGAAAACAGGAACCUGCAAGAGGAGAUCCUGGACCUGACAGACCAGAUCAGUCAGGGAGGGAAGACCAUCCACGAGCUGGAGAGGAUGAAGAAGAUCUUGGACGUGGAGAAGAGCGACAUCAGAGCUGCUCUGGAGGAAGCAGAGGGGACGCUGGAGCACGAGGAGAGCAAGACCCUGAGGUUUCAGAUGGAGCUGCAGCAGAUCCGGACUGAGGUCGACAGAAAGAUCGCCGAGAAAGACGAAGAGAUAGAAAACCUCAGGCGGAGCCACCAGCGCUCCCUGGAGAACAUGCAGACCAGUCUGGAGGCGGAGAUCCGCAGUCGCAGCGAGGCCGUCCGCCUGAGGAAGAAGAUGGAGUCGGACCUGAARGAGAUGGAGGUUCAGCUGGGACACGCUAACCGGCAGGCAGCCGAGAGUCAGAGGAUCAUCAGACACCUGCAGACACAGGUCAAGGAGCAGCAGGUGGAGCUGGAGGACCGGGUCCAGCUGACCAAUCAGCUCCAGGAGCAGGUGGUCCUGUUGGAGCGCAGGUGCUCACUGCUGACGGCGGAGGAGGAGGAGCUGAGAGGCGUCCUGGAACAGACCGACCGGGCUCGAAAGAUGGCCGAAACCGAGCUGCUGGAGGUGGUGGAGAGAGCCAACCUGCUCACCACGCAGAACGCAGGUCUGGUGAACCAGAAGAGGAAGRUGGAGGUGGACCUGUCUCACCUGACGGAGGAGGUGGACGAGGCCGUGCAGGAGAGCCGCAGCGCUGAAGAGAAAGCCAAGAAGGCCAUCACCGAUGCGGCGCUGAUGGCCGAGGAGCUGAAGAAGGAGCAGGACAGCAGCACCGUCCUGGAGAGGAUGAAGAAGAACAUGGAGUCCACCGUGAAAGAGCUGCAGGUGAAACUGGACGUGUCGGAGCAGACGGCUCUGAAAGGAGGAAAGAAGCAGAUUUACAAACUGGAGACAAGAGUGAAGGAGCUGCAGACGGAGCUGCUGCUGGAGAAGAAGAACAGUGAGGAUUAUCAGAAAGGACUUCGUCGCUGUGAGAGGAGAGUCAAAGAGCUGACGUACCAGUCCGAGGAGGACAAGAAGACUUUGCUGAGGAUGCAGGAACUGAUCGACAAGCUGCAAGCUAAAGUCAAGACUUACAAGAGACAAGCUGAGAACGCUGAGGAGCAGGUGAGCAGCACCGCCGUGCGUUUCCGUAAAGUCCAACAUGAGCUGGACGACGCCGAGGAGAGAGCUGACAUCGCCGAGACCACCGUCAACAAGCUGCGGAUUCGAACCCGCGAACAAACCAGCAGCAAGAUCACCGUGGUGAGUCACCAACAAACAAACAAACAAACAAACAAACAAAAAAACAAACAAACAAACAAACAAACAAACAAACAA